CCCCCCCCCGCCCCUCCACUGAGACACGAGCGUGUGCCAGCGGUCCAAGGCCCCCCACUUCUCUGCCAUGGUGACAUAAGCGGCGCUGCAACAUGAGGGAGCACCAACACGACCGUCGCCUUUCUGUCUUCAGUGGCCGCCGCCGCCGCUACGUGGGCGCCGUUUUUUGCGCUUAGCUCCACAAAAACAGUGACUUUGUGAAUAAUUCCUACUUGCUUUUUUUUUCCCCACCCGCACCGAGAGAGACCCCCCCCCCUAAGGCGUGUAGUUGGGCCGGCGGGGCGGAGCGGCGCGGCGUGAGACCAUGCUUGGAUGCGUGACGCACCUCCGUCGGCUGGUCCGCCUCCUCCCGCUGCAGACCUCCCUGCUGCUCCUCUUCCUCUUCUGCACCGUCAGCGUCUUCAUCUUCUCCUACUUCCUCUAUGGCGUCAAGCGGGAGCCCGAGCCUCCGGGAGGGGGCGUGUCCGGCGCCGAGGGGGCGUCGGCCGACUCCUACGACCCGCGGGUCACCCCCUCCCGGCUGCUGCCCCUGCGCGGGGUCUCGGGGGGCCCGGGCCUGGAUCCCACGGGGGCCAGGACAGAUCCUGUGGUUCUGGUGUUUGUGGAGAGCCAGUAUUCUCAACUGGGGCAGGAGAUUGUGGCCAUCCUGGAGUCUGGGCGGUUCAAGUACCGGACGGAGAUCUCCCCCGGUAAAGGGGACAUGCCCACGCUGACGGACAAGGAGAGGGGGCGUUUCACACUCGUGAUUUAUGAGAACAUUCUCAAGUAUGUCAACCUGGACGCCUGGAACAGGGAGCUGCUGGACAAAUACUGCGUGGAGUAUGGAGUGGGCAUCAUUGGCUUCUUCAAGGCCAAUGAAAACAGUCUGCUCAGUGCACAGCUCAAAGGCUUCCCCCUCUUUCUUCACUCCAAUUUGGGUCUGAAGGACUGCACUGUCAACCCCAAGUCCCCACUUCUCUUCAUCACUCGAGCCGGGCAGCCCCUGCCAGGUUCUCUGCCGGGCGAUGACUGGACAGUGUUUCAGUCCAACCACUCAACAUAUGAGCCCGUGUUGCUGGCCAAGACCCAGUCAGCUGAGAGUGUGGCGUCCGUGGGGCAGAACGCUGCUAUGCUGCCCUCGGUGGUGCAGGACCUGGGGCUUCACGAUGGUAUCCAGAGGGUCCUGUUUGGCAACAAUCUGGGCUUUUGGCUGCACAAGCUGGUGUUUGUGGACGCAGUGGCCUUCCUCACCGGGAAAAGGCUCUCAUUAUCCCUGGAGCGUUACAUCCUGGUGGAUAUCGAUGACAUCUUUGUGGGCAAAGAGGGCACCCGAAUGAAGGUGCCUGAUGUAAAGGCCCUGCUGGAGACGCAGAGGGAGCUGCGCACCCAUGUGCCCAACUUCACCUUCAACCUGGGCUUCUCAGGGAAAUUCUUUCACGCCGGAUCUGAUGAGGAGGACAAAGGGGACGACCUGCUGCUUUCCUUUGUGAAGGAUUUCUGGUGGUUCCCUCACAUGUGGAGCCACAUGCAGCCCCAUCUAUUCCACAACCAGUCCGUGCUGGCCGAGCAGAUGUUGCUCAACAAGAAAUUUGCAGUGGAACAUGGCAUCCCCACUAACAUGGGCUAUGCGGUGGCCCCUCACCACUCGGGCGUUUACCCCGUGCACAUGCAGCUGUACGACGCCUGGAAGAAGGUGUGGGGGAUCAAGGUGACCAGCACCGAGGAAUACCCCCACCUAAAACCCGCCCGCUUCAGGCGGGGUUUCAUCCACAGCGGCAUUAGCGUGUUGCCCAGGCAGACGUGCGGCCUUUUCACACACACUAUCUUCUAUAAAGACUACCCAGGCAGUCCAAAUGAACUGGACAAGCUCAUCAAUGGAGGGGAGCUCUUCCUCACAGUUCUGCUGAACCCUAUCAGUAUCUUCAUGACCCACCUGUCCAACUAUGGUAACGACCGCCUCGGCCUGUACACCUUCAAAAGCCUGGUGAUGUUCGUCAAGACGUGGACCAAUCUGAAGAUGCAGACUUUGCCGCCAAUCCAGCUCGCUCAGAAGUACUUCUCCCUCUUCCCCUCUGAAAGAGAUCCCCUAUGGCAGGAUCCCUGUGAGGACAAAAGGCACAAGGACAUCUGGUCCAAGGAGAAAACAUGUGACCGCUUCCCCAAACUGCUUGUCAUCGGGCCUCAGAAGACCGGAACAACGGCACUCUACCUGUUUCUUGGCAUGCACCCUGACCUGACCAGCAACUACCCCAGCAAGGAGACGUUUGAGGAGAUCCAGUUCUUCAAUGGGCACAACUAUCACAGAGGCAUCGACUGGUAUAUGGAAUACUUCCCUCUUCCCUCCAACACCAGUUCAGACUACUACUUUGAGAAGAGUGCCAACUACUUUGACUCUGAGGUUGCGGCUCAGAGGGCUGCGGCUCUCCUGCCCAAAGCCAAAAUCAUCACCAUCCUCAUCAACCCGGCCGACCGGGCGUACUCUUGGUACCAGCACCAAAGAGCCCACGACGACCCGGUGGCAUUAAGAUACUCCUUCCAUGAAGUCAUCACGGCCGGGCGCGAGGCUCCGGUCCGGUUGCGGGUCCUCCAGAACCGCUGCCUGGUGCCGGGCUGGUACGCCAUCCACCUGGAGCGCUGGCUCAAUUUCUACCACUCCAGCCAGCUGUUGGUUUUGGAUGGACAGAUGCUGAAGACUGAACCUGCCUCUGUCAUGGACAAAAUCCAGAAGUUUCUCGGCCUCACCAACAGUAUCAAUUACCACAAAAUCUUAGCGUUUGACCCCAAGAAAGGUUUUUGGUGUCAGCUUCUGGAGGGGGGAAAGACUAAGUGUUUGGGAAAGAGUAAAGGACGCAAGUACCCCGACAUGGACCCUGUGUCCCUGGAGUUCCUCAGGGAGUACUACCGGGAUCACAACAUCGAGCUGUCCAAGCUGCUCUACAGGAUGGGUCAGCCGCUGCCCGGCUGGCUCAGGGAGGAGCUGGUCCACAGCAGGUAGCAGAGAAGAGAAGGGCUCCACGCCGCACCGCUGCUUUCCUCUGCCAGGGCUCACCGGCCCAGUGGCCCGAAAGGUCGAAGAUCCCCCGUUAUUUCUGGACAGAUGCGGUCAUCUGUGCACAUUUGAGGACGGGACAUCAAAGCAGAACUCAAAACGUAACUGUGAUCUUCCUAAAAGCAAAACUGCCUAUAGGGCUCUCGGGAGACCUUCAGUGUUAAUAAUCGCAGUCCCAUGCUCCCUCAUCAAACUUCCUCUCUUCGUGUCAACUGUUGCUGCUCGACGGAUGAGACAGAUAAACUCAUCUUGAGCAGUAUGAGGCCUGAGAGGUGUUCAGCGGAGCUCUGAACUCUAUAACGUGCGUCCCCCGGCGAUGCAGUGGCGUUUGGAGCACAUCACAGCGGGCAGCAUGACGCUGAGUCGACGCAUGGCGGCCCGAUGAAGACAGAAGCUCUGUUCAAACUCAUUUUAAUAUAAGUGACGCGAGUGGGACAUGUGGAGAUGACUCAGGCUGCGUUAUGUAGCCUUACUCAAUAAGCCUUGGUAGAAUUUUAGUUAUCGCAUUUAAAGUGCCAGGACAGAAUCUCCUCCAGACUCUCACCACACAGACUUUUUGAGGGUUCUUUUAUUUUUGUCAACUUGUAUGUUUUGUUUUUACUCUGAUUUGAACAUUUCUUUGAUGCUGAUUGAAAUGCAUUUGUAGAAUGUACCAAAACUAAACAUCUUAGUUGUGUUGUUUUUCACUUAGGCAGGGUGUACGGUGCAGUUGUGUAUCCUGUUUACGGCUCGGCCUGCUCUUUGGUCAGUUUCAUGACCGGCGAAGGGGGCUGAAGCAGGAGAAGAAGGAACAGACGUUGAAAGCACAAAGGCGCUCUUAUUCUCUGAACGUACAGGAAACUGGAAAGCACACUAACUAAAAUGCUCCUCCUCCAAUCUGUGAAGAAGAUCAUAAGCUAGCUACUGUAUUUUAAUUGAGCACUCUGGUCCUGUACAUUCAGACGGUGUACAUUUCCAAAUCUGUUUUCAGCAUUGGGUUUUUUUGACUAAAUGUAUAUUUUGUUUUCUCUUUUCCUUCAUUUUUUUCAGUCAUUUCAUAUACUGGAGAAGUUCAAAAUUAGGGGUAAAAAGCUGUCUGUUGGUCACGGGUGAGCGUCAGCGGGCAAACCAACAGCCGGCCCAGUGACCACACACAGAUGUUUGGUUGUCAGCCAACGUUUUAUCACUGCAACUAGAUGUCAAGCGUAGAUAACAAAAAGCUGCUGUUACUGCAAUAGUUUUGUAUGUUGUUCUGACGUAAUAACAAUGCACAUGUUGGUUUUUAUCAUUUCCUGACUUUGUAAUGUACAUAAAGCGAAACCCUCAGUAGACCUAAAUUAUUGAAUGUGUUUGGGUUUACGCUGCAUCAGCCCGUUGUCGUAGUGUGAAACGUCAGUGCUGCACUGAGGGCAGUGUGGAUUCUUUCAUCAUGCGGGGGUGACGCUAUAAGACUAUUUCCUCUCAUGACCUCUCACUGCCAAUAUUGUGCAAAGGUACCGAGUCUUUCCAUAUUAAGUAUUACAUGAUAACACAUAACAGCAAAAUGGUACUAAUCUCCUGGACUGUAUGAUAAAGAUUUGUAAUUGUUGUCUAUAAUUUUUACAGUGUAACUAAUAUUGUCGGUGCUUUUUAAUUUGCAAAUAAAACACCACUGUAUUUUUCAGUA
This is a messenger RNA of Menidia menidia (Atlantic silverside), 4673 nucleotides long. The record is from the annotation of a GenBank genome assembly. NCBI's taxonomy places the organism in Eukaryota, Metazoa, Chordata, Actinopteri, Atheriniformes, Atherinopsidae.